Anopheles moucheti is the source of this 8426-nucleotide messenger RNA. RefSeq lists its product as uncharacterized. NCBI's taxonomy places the organism in Eukaryota, Metazoa, Arthropoda, Insecta, Diptera, Culicidae. The record is from RefSeq and is a predicted model, not a curated record. The transcript is spliced from 9 exons. Bases 238 to 6519 code for a protein of 2093 amino acids. Gene Ontology annotation, cellular component: nucleus. Gene Ontology annotation, molecular function: histone methyltransferase activity; p53 binding; protein-lysine N-methyltransferase activity.
AAGAAGGCGUACGUGUGUGUUAGUGUUCCUGGUGAAGAGAGCAGUCGAAGAAGAGGAAUAGGGUGAAACCCAUCACUAUAUUAUUGCUGUUUAUAGCAUGAAGCAAGGGUGGUGGUAACAGGAGCUGGUAAUAGUAAAGACAUACUGGUGAUAUAUUGUCUCAUACAACAGUGCGAAGGUAUAUUGAAAAAAAAAAAACACAAAAACAAAACUAAACCGCGAGAGGACACGCGAACGAUGGAUUACAUCGGUGAUCUGCUUAAUCAAAUGUCGUCUGCCUUCAACCAGGAGACGGCCAUACCGAAGAAGGAGGAGAUCUCGAUGGACGAAACGCUCAAGUGGCGCGCGCUCAAGAACAAUCAGUUUGCAUCCCGAACCCGUUUGCCACAGCAGCAGCAAUCAGCGGGUAGCACCGGAAGCGGUACGCGUAGCGGAUUGACCAACGGACGUAAAAGCGUAGCGGGUGGUACGGCGAGCGGGAGCAACACCUCCAACAGACAGCGGCGCCAAACGACCGGAGGAAAUUGUAACGAUAGUGGCAGUAUCGCGACGACGGUCGACGACGGAAGCAGAUCCCCGCCGACAUUGCUUGGAGACAACGGGAAUCUAACACCCGACAUUGCGGAUGAGGAGGAUAUUGAGAUAGAGAUAGCGAAGGAUAUUAGCGGCGAAGAGUUGCAGGAAGCACUCGGGCUUAGUCAGCUGGUAGAGGUUGAGUCUGAAGAGUUUGGAGGAGCACUUGAGGUUGAAGAUAGACUAGAAUCGGUCGGGAACGGUGAAGAUUUGAUUGACGAAAAGAAAACGAGUCCGACGAUGGAACAACAACAUCACGACAAGGGAGCAGAGACUGUGGCGGGAGAUUGUAAAUCCGAGGACGUGAUCGACACUAAGUUGUCCUUAGAGGUGCCAUAUACCAGCAGUGCCAGUGUGAGCCCUACGGUGCUGGUGGAACAAAAGGAUGUACCAAGUGAACAGCUUGUAAUGCUUCCAACUAAAUCUGACACAGAUGAAGCGGAUGUUGCGUUGGAUAAAUCGGCUCAAUUACCAACAUCGCCAAGUAGCAAACCGAAAGUAGCCGAUUUUGUUGGUGGAAAUCUUGAAGAGCAGUUGGAUGUUGAAGAAAAAAUCGACGAAGAAGCAGCAAUCGAUGAUCGCGUAGAUAAUGAUGAUCUUGACGAAGCUUCAAUGUUGGAAGAUGAUGAAGACGAUGUACUCAUCAUUAACACGGACGAGGCAGACGAGGUCGUAGAGCUGGCGGAAACGUCGAAAGAAGACGAAGAGGAUGAAGAGGAAACGUCUGACAAGAUGCCGUCAGAAACGGACGAUCCUGCAACAACUGUCGUGGAACAAAAGGAUGAUGGUGUUCAGUCGAAGGAGGAAGUAUUAGAGACGCCCGAAUUCCAACCAGAAUCGCUUGCUGGAGACGCUAUUUCUAAUCCUAUAGUUGACAAUAUCGAGGAAAAAUUUAACCCCAAGGAAACCGCUGAUGGAAAACCGAAUGAAGAACACGAUCACAACAUUACCGAUCGACCUUCCAACGAUUGUGAGGAGGUGAAAUUUUUCGAUUCUUUAAAAACUUCCUGCAGUUCCACAUUGGCGAAGGAAAGCGGUGAUCCUCGAUCUCCCGUAUGCGAAAAGGUGGAAGAAAAGACUGAAUCUGUGAUGGAGGAGAAUAAGUUCGUCGGAAAUGAAUCUUCUGCAGACAAAGAGAUCGCAAGCAUUACGGCUGAAGUAGGUACUGAAAAGGCAGAACAACCUGCUGGACGAACAACGCGUAGUAAGAAGGGUACAGUUGUGGUUGGAUCCGUUGUCAACACAUCACCAUUAGCCGCUGCCACAGCACAUUCGCAAAGAAGAUCCCAGCGCUUCCAGAAGGAUUCUACCGGAGCGUCAAGCGAAGGUAAAUCAAAUGGGGAAAAUCCCAUCGAGCCAAUAGUUGUAGUCAAAGAGGAAGAAUCGGACGAAUCUUUGGCAGCAAAGAAACGAACUUCCGUUGGAGGAGUAGCACCGCCCCCAGGAGCUGAGGCCAGGCUGAAAUCAACGGUAAAGUCAGAUCGAAGUUUGCGCAGUAAGCAGCAAGGAAGUAGUACUGUAAGCCAACCUGCCGUGAUGACACGCCGUGCGUCGGAGACGGUUAAAGCAGCUCCGGACGAGCCAACUGAUGGACAGCAGGAUACGGACGCGGACAAAUCGAUCGUUGGCCGUCGAGGAAGAAAACGAAUGAGUCAGGAUCGGUCGGCAGCUUCGUCGGUAGUUUCGACCGAACCAGCUACUCGCACGAGGGAAAAAUCGACACGCGAUGAAUCGGUUAAGGGUGAAGCAAGUGCAGCUGGACAAGGACGUACAAGCCGCUCGGGGUUUCCUUUGGAACCGGACGAAACCGAUACCGGUGGCAAGGAGGAGAUACCGGAUACACCAGUGCUAGAAAAAAAUAUUCAACAGCAGCCGCAGCAGCAACAACAACCACAGCGUCGUGGACGAAAGCGGAAAAAUUUAAACGUCUCAGACAAAGAUAGUCCAGCAAUACCGGCAGCUUCGUCGAAUGUGUCCAGUUCCGGUGGGCCAAACGCGGAUAAACAUCUUCUCCAUCCGUACAAACGUGCGGCCAGACAGUCGAGGGACGGAAGUGACGGUAUUCUUGCCUCAGCACUGGCACGGCGCGACAAAGUUAACUCACAAGGCCGGUUAUCUCGGCAGAUUAAGCUGUCCGCUAAGAUUUUGGCCAAUGAAGAGCUCCGUCAAGGUUACGAACAGCAGCAAAACAAUGGCAGGAUCACUGGUGUGAUUGAGCAAUCGGCCGCUGUCGGUCUGCAUGAGGAAGAUCUUCCAUCGUCGGAUCGUGAUCGUCACUUCGAACCUGUUCCGGAGAAGCAACGUAAACUGGCCCGAGAUGCUACCGAACUGUCGGUAGCCAGUUGCAGUACAAUCGGUAGCAGUACUGAGGAUGUAACGGUGGUAUCCGUGACCUUGCCACCACCGAAAGCUGGUACGUCUGGGACGACGACUAAAAAAACUUCUUCCGCUCAAGUAUUGCAAAGUGUUACAUCGUUGGUCCAGCAACCACCGAACAAAAAACAUAUAGGGACUUCUUCUUCCGAGCGAGUGUCUGUUGCGAAACGAAUGUCCAAACAAAGCGCAUCCAACGCUUCGUGUCCCAACGUGGAGACAUUCCUGCAUGAGGUACGAACUAUGCGUCUCGGUACAAAUCGUUCUCCAGAAGAAAAUCGUAAGCUUAACCGUCGCCAGCAGAAACGAAUGGUGAAGAUGAAGGAGAAGUUUAUGAAUUCAUUGAGUUUACGCCGCCGUAGCGCUCAGCAAUCUCGCAACGGAACGGAUGGAGAUGAGUUCGAUGUGGAGCAGUCCGGUGGUGAGCCGGAGUCGAGCGGAAGUGAAGCAGACUUUGUCCCAACACAGAAAAUUGGGACGGUCGGCAAACCAAGCGUUACGCUGCGUCUUCGUAAGCCGGAAACAUUGUUGGAAAACCAUACGCGCAAAGUAACACCUGCUCCAGCAAACCGUAUACCGUUAGUGACGCUUCCGAAAGGUGCGUCGAGUAUGCCGAAACUGAAUGUUGGUCGUUCUUCUGCCGGCCCUACUGGACAAGUGCGUCAGAUUGGUAAGCAGUCGAACGGCGGAAGGUCAGCAACCGUGAACGGGCCUGCAAGAGUACGUCCUUCGUCGGGUGCAGUCAUUUUACCUGCCGCAAUGACCACCCUGGGCGCACGAUUGUCUACACCAAAAACAGUCAACAACACAUAUUCCUCCGCAAAUCCCUCUGUUAAUGCACUGCUCAAGGAUAAAGAAACGGAACAGUUGCAACGCUCGUUGCAACGACUUGGCUGUGAAGUCACGUUGAUACCCACAACGGCGACCGGUCGUACUGCUGAUACACGUCCCGCGUUUGAUGCUACGCCGGUGGCCGGCUCUUCCCGAUCUGGAGCAGUAAAUGCUUGGCCGUUACGGCGCGUAAAGGGUAGCGCAGUUCCCCAAAGACCCCGAUCCCAACAAAAUGCAGCCACACCGCCUAUCCUACCCGGUACGACUUCGCCGAGCUUGCAGAUUGUGCUGGGAAGCGCAGGAUCGCCAGCACCGGUGCAAGAUUCCUCCAGGUUGCUGUCGUCCAGAACUGCAACAACCGCUUCGCCAUCGUCGGAAACGCUCGUCUGUCAUUGCCGCCAAAAGUCGGACAUAUUCGUGGAAAAGACGGUCGGCAAUGGGUUCUGCACGGCGAUAGACGAUAUCGAUGGUCAGCAGAUUGGUUGCUGCAACGAGCUGUCGAAUGAUCUGCCGAAUAUGCUGCGUCCGAGUCCGAGGGUUAGCUUUCAGCUGCUUUGCAACAUGCACCGGAAACGGUUGGAGGAUCAUGGCUGUUGUGCCAUCUGUGGACGGUUUUGUACACAGGGUAACUUUGCAAUGUGCAAAAACGCUCAUAUAUUUCAUCCAAAUUGUGCCGAUAAGUACAUGCUCAACACGCCGUACAAUCCGGCCCGCCCGGAGGACUCUGCAGCUCCGACGCUGGUGUUAAAAUGCCCUCACUGCAAUCAGGAAUGUCCGAACAGAGAGAUCGAGGUGAACAUUCAGCUUACAUCGCCUCCAGUGCUGUUGCCAUCCCGAAAAAGUAUAGUUAAACCUGCUAAAAUGACGGUUUCUAAAACUAGUGGCAACAAAGCUAAUGGUGUCAGUGAAUCCACCAACGUUAGUGAAAGUUUCCGUACCACCGUCAAAUCACUGGUGCCGAGAAGUUUAAAGAACAUGCUCUCGGAGGAUCAUGCUGCCACAAAUGGGAGUGGUGUUAAAACGGCUCAGGCAACAACCAGUAGUACUGGUAGGAUAAGUUCUGCUAAAGAUACCGGUACGACCGGAGCUGUGAAGAAUCGUUUUACGGCGAAAGAUUUCUCGCAUGCUGUUUGCACUAAGAAGGAUGAUGCGCUUGUUUCGGAAAUCAUCACUUCCGGAUUCGACAUCGAGACACGGUUUCGAGAGUUUCAUCAUGGUACCUGUCUGCACGUUGUGUGUAAUUACGGCACGCUUGCAAUGGUCUACCUAAUCAUGUGCCGUGCCCGUUCGGUGGACUAUCUGAACAUUGCCGAUCGGGCACUGCGUACCGCUGUAAUGUGGGCGGCAAUGGGUUCGAAGUGCGAUAUCGUAAAGCUGCUGUUGGACAGUGGUGCCGAUGUAACGCUCAAAGGUCCGUACGGGUUGACCGUGCUGCAUUUGGCGGCCAAACUUGGUCAGCACGAAGCCGUACGCACGAUCCUGGAGUGUGCACGCAAACGGUUGACCGCACGCGACCUGAUGGCGUUCGUGAAUGCGGUCGAUAAUGGGAGCUGGACGGCGCUAGCCUGGGCGGCCGAGAAUCGUCACAAGCAGACGGUCGAGCAGCUGAUCUCGAUUGGAGCGGAUGUGAAUGUGUGCGAUCGAUUGAACAAUACAGCGCUACACUGGGCUGCACUGUCCGGUUGCUCCGAUACGCUAUACCUGCUGAUGACCAAGGACUGCAAUCCGAACCUGCAAAAUGACAACGGAGAAACACCGCUACAUAUCGCUUGCCGCCAGGGUCAUGCUGAAAUUUGUGUGGUACUGCUAGCCAUGGGUGCUUCCUUGAAUAUUCGCAACGCUUCCAAUAAGCUGCCUCAGGACAUGAUCGAGAAUUCAACCAGUGAAUGUGCAAACAUUAUAAUAGCGAAUGUGAAAAUGCGCAACCUAUCAAACAACCUGAAAGAAACGCACAUUUUAUGCAGUGACAUAUCCAAGGGUAGAGAACGCCAUCCGAUACAGGUCGUGUACUAUACCAGGGGUAACAACGAGCGUCAACUUUCUGUACCGAAAUUUAAGUAUAUACGGAGCAAUGUGCAGAUCGAUUCACGCAUCACAAUCGAUCCUGACGUUCGCAACAUGCCCGUUUGCUCAUGUGUAGAUAGCUGUACGUCAACUCAGUCGGAGUGCCUCUGUUCGGAACGUACCUGGUAUACAAACGAUGGACGGUUGAUGAACGACUUCAACUACCUUGAUCCUCCGACCGUUAUCGAGUGUGGUGACCUGUGCGACUGCAAUCGGAGGUUGUGUCGGAAUCGGGUCGUGCAGCACGGCCUUCAUAUACCGCUACAGUUAUGCUACAUUAAUGGCAAAGCUUGGGGUGUACGUACGAUGCUGCCUAUUCCGAAGGGUAGCUUUUUGGUGGAGUAUGUUGGGGAGAUACUGUCCGAUGAAGCAGCCAAUCAUCGGCUUGACGAUAGUUACCUGUUUGAUCUUGGCAAUGGCUUUUGCAUCGAUGCCAGCGCGUACGGGAAUGUGAGCCGAUUCUUUAACCAUUCCUGUCAACCAAACGUUUCACCCGUGUCCGUAUACUAUGACCAUAAGGAUCAGCGUCAUCCAAGGGUAGCACUGUUUGCCUGCCGCGACAUUGAAGCACAGGAAGAAAUAUGCUUUGAUUAUGGUGAAAAGUUUUGGAUGGUAAAGCGAGGCUCACUGGUGUGUCGGUGUAAUACGUCUAAAUGUCGAUAUCGGGUGGUGGAGUAAGACAGAUAAUCUAUAUGAUUGACAUUGUUGGAUGCAGUUUGCAACAUUACACAUUACAAUUCGCAAUGGGAAAAAGGAGAUCGUUUAACCGAUGGUUGUGGAGGUGGUUUUACUAAUAUUGAAGACUGUGUGUAUGUGUGGUUCGAGAUGCGAUUGGAGAGGACAAGAUUGAAAGGAAAACAGGAAAAGAGAGUGUAAAAUGGUGUAAUAUUUAUUUAUUUUUCUAUAUGUCAUUAGCUAAUUUCGAAGGAAAUAUAGAUUGUAGUUGAUUCGAUAGUCUAAAUAAGGGAUAUUUCCUUCCUUCCAGUGGAGGGCGAUGUACACAAAUGUACAAAAGGUAAAAAAAGUUUGCACAUACACACGAAGGGACAAGUGAUUUCAGCACAAUGAUGCGUAGAAAAGAUAAAUGUCGAAAUUUGAGUUGUAACAAAAACUACAAGUCAGUCAUUCAUGAUGGUGUUGAUAGCAUCUCUUUACGACAUGUUUGAUCGUGCAUCGCCAUAUCACAAGCGACGAUCAGAAAAAAUAGUUCCCGUAUUUAUUUCUUGUUGAAAGCUGUAUGGAACAAUCCUUUUAUUGGGCGUUUUUCGAUUAGUUUUACUGCAUGCGAUAUUGCCAUAGUCUGUAGCAAAGGCAAAAGGCGAAAGCAAAGCCGCAAUAAUUGUGGAAUGUUCAGUUUGAACCAGAAGCUGGACCGGCAAGCUGAAAUCGAUCAGCAGUCCGAUUAAGGCACAGUAGCACUGCAGACAAGGAAUAAUUAAUGAUUUAGUUACACUUUUAAUGUCUAAUGGCCGGUUGUCGCAGCAGCACAAUGGACACAUAAUCGAUCCCGUUGGACGGUUAGUCAAGAUAGAAGUAUAUAAAAGCCUUGUACGUACAUGCAUGUGUCGAUGUGUCUCGUGUGAAAGUAGCUUAAGAGUUUCUUUGCUAGAAUAGUGUUUAGGUUAAAUAUUUUGGUUUAGGAGACGAUGAAGCAGAUUAUCUUUAGUAUUAACAACAACAAAAAGAAGAUAUGCCAUAUUUAGUUGCCACCGAUUUUUCUUUCGUAGUAUAAGCCGACAAAGAAGCAUGCGUAGACAAAACGUGGAUGGAGAUGCGUAUGUACGUGAAGCUUUACAUUGGAACGGUUGCCAUUUGGUUUUAAGCAGACUGUGAGACCAUUACUUUUAUCAUGUUUUUUUUUUAUUUUAGAAAUAUUUGGCUGGCUUUAUUAUUUGUUUCGCGGAUGCAUAUAAACAAAUAGAAACAAAAGUGUUUGUUUUUCACAAAAUCAAAACCAAGGAAAUCAUCUAAUCACCGUACAACUCAUACCAUCACUUUACACACCUAACCGGGCGAUUAAUUUAUCCUUAGAACAGUGGGGAGGAUUUUGUUUCAUUCUUUAUUUUUACUAACAUUUCGUGGAUAUGUUAUUGGAGUUAACUGCAAUAGAAAGUCCACACCUAUAGAAAUAGUUCAAUAAUUAAUCUGCGUGAAAUAUAUUUGUCAGUAGCGCUAUGAUACCAAAGUCAUGGAAUCGUGCGAUUCUUAUUUAGUGAAAUACUAUUCAUUUUUUGCAAACGCUUUACUGUUUGUACUAUUAUAACUAGAUUUUGCAGUAUCGAACGUACGUAGUUCCUUUAAGUAGUUUCAUUAUGGUACGUUUUGAUGAAUUUGGUUUUCCUUGCUUGCCGAUGAAAAUUAAUGCCACAUAUUUGUAAGCAAGUGUGAUGCGUGUGCAUUGUUUGGCGACAGGACAAGAACACAAAUAGAUAGCGAUACAGAGAUACAGUAGAAGCAUUGCUAAAAGGGACAUGCAAAAUAAAGCAGGGGAAUGGAAGAGAGAAUGCAAACAGAGAGCUAUUAACAUAUUUAGUGUGGUAGAUACAAAGGCAUCUUUAAAAAAACCGGUAAAGAAUAAAUCAAUG